AGAAGUUGCCAUUUAAACAUGUGACUGUUACAAGGAAACAUCUUAGUCUACAAUAUUGAGAUGAAGGAAAUGAGAAAAUGACAGACUGCGAGAGAACAAAGGAUUUAUACACGAUUAGAGAUGUUACGCAUGACCACAUUGUCACGGUUCAUGGGAGAGGACAGGUUCAUCUCAUAGGUCUAGGAGUGGACGGAAACAUUCGGACAGUGUCCACAGAGGAGACCAAUGCUGUGGGGGUUUGUGUGGCUCUCAUACAACUGACCAUCACAGAGACCGGGGGAAUGGUGCUAGGUCCGGUCAAUCUGGACUUGUGCUGUACAAUAAACAGUGAAGACCUCACAGGGGAAAUUAACCUCAUCAGCGGUGUCCCCAUUGAAGUGGCUGACCGUACCCUCAGGAUUUAUCAGGGUGGAAUCCCGAGUCGGAAACUACCCCCCACUCCGGGAGUCAAAGUCAAGUCCUCACCCCCACCCAAACCCCGGCGGGACAGGGAGACUGUACAGGAGGCCCCACAGGACAAAGAGAAAAGCCAUGUUCCCUUUAUCGACCUUGAACUUCUCACCAGUAUUAAGUCUACAGACAAGUUGGCAGAUUUGGCAGCAAGUUUCCUAACAAAACAGAUCAACCAAUAUACAGAUACCAAACUGUCGUCUGCCAUCACAGACCAGAUCUUCUCAUUUCUACAGGAAGUAGUAGGGUACCAGAAAGCUAUUAUUGUGGCUUACAUUAACGAGAUAUCUCAGAGUUUGGAGGAGAUGCCAGAGUCGGAGCGAGAUCGACCACUUCACAAGCCAUCAGUCAGGCUGCUCGUGGAACUGCUAAGACAAAUCAUGGACCCCCUGUCACACGUUGUGUUAAGUCUUCAGCUGCUGCGGACCUUUAGUCAUUUUCCAGACAACCUGGUUGUCAUGGUGAACUGCCAGGCGGCGCCAGCAGUGCUGGGUUGUAUGGCUGUGUAUCUAGAUGUUACGGAGAUUCAGCAAUACGGACUGGACAUACUGGCCAAAAUAGCCACCUAUCGCCCGAGACCCGAGGAAAAAAUUCCCCUGAGAGAGACGGCUCUAGAGAUGAUUCUCCGCUCCAUUCAGCGUCACCAGAAGAGCGUCUACAUUGUUCCCCCAGGGUGUAGGACUCUGGUCAACUUGACCUGUACCCUGCAGGAAAAUCUUGACACCUUCCUUUCCACAGAAGUGGGUUCAACCGCAGGUGUAGAGGAGGCCAUAGAGAAAUACGACUUGCUGCUACGUCACAUCUUCCAUCACGCGAUUCCCAUCAUCCAGGCGGUGUUACUGGAAUACCCCAACAAUCUGGACGUCAGGACGGAGGGGCGGCGCUUCCUGUACAACUACUCAAAAAUGACACAAAUCACGCAAAAGAAAAAGUUACGUUCUCUGUCAAAAUCAGCUCCAGAUGAGAGCCCUGACACAUUCACUGAGACACUGACAGUGCCCACGACUUUCAUAUCCAACAACCAGGAAGAAGAACCUUCAGGGAUCCUAAAAAAAACGGAACAGAAGGGCUUCAUGGCCACAUUGGAUCGGAAGGUCCACUUCGCAGAUGACAAAGGGCCUCUGGACUAUAUUACCAGUUCCGAUGAAGAAUCCGACCCUGACCUUCUGACCUCUGGUGUGGAGGCAAAGUUAGAGAUAACCCAGACAGUUAUUCUGAGUGAGGAAGAUGCAAAAGCUCUGAGGGAUGGGUCCUCGUUCAAUCAGGAAACUAAGGGGAUUUCUGAGACCGAGUCACAAAGGGAGACAAAUCAGACGCGACAGAGGACAGAAAACGAAAGGGAAGAACGCACUGAGAAGAGGUAUACGUCGGAAAUGAAGAUCAACUUCAGUCAGCAGGGAGAGAUCGAGGAGGUAGUCACCAAAUGUGGACAGACCGACAUUACCAUAGCAACCAGCCCUUCCGGCAAUAAUUCAGUGUCUGUGUUUUGUCCUACGGUAAAUUGCAAUGGCCAUCUACGCAACUCAGACCCAAUUUGUCAACCGGAAGCUACGCUCAAGUUGAGUUGUGUACCGGAAGUUGAAAAAGAACCCAACUGUACAUCACCUGACAAUAGGAAAGAGACCGCAAAAAAUGAUGAUCAAAUAAGUGAGGUAGGGGAACCAGAACAGAACCAGUUAAACAGACCAAAUGAGACCCGGUUAAACAGACCAAAUGAGAACCAGUUGAAUAGACUGAAUAAGAACAUGGAAGGGGAGGGAAUUCUUGAAGAUUAUGUUGUAAUAGAUGAAUCAAGCCAACAGUCACAGCUGGAAUCCAGUAACCAAGGUAAUACUCUGACCUCGACCUCACAGGACUCAGACGAGGAGGAUUAUAUGCCCAUGGACUGGCCUCAAACCAACGGCAUUAUGUCAGAGGAGGAUGGAAAGAAGAAGGGAGAUGAUGUAUGUUUUAGGAAGAAACAGCAAACGUCGGAGGCACAGGAACUUCGAUACUCGGUGUCGGAUGUGUCGCUGUGUACAAAGAUCAUCAGACUACAGGUGAGUCAGUUUAUCAGCUCUCUAGUGUUUGGAGGUCGAGAUGCUCAGGCUCUCUCCAUCAUAGAUAAACCCCUGAUCAAGCUGUUGGAUGUCAGCGAGGCUCCCCGAGGGUUAUUGACGUACGUCAAAGCUCAGUAUGAGGAGACUAAAACCUUGAUGGACCUCGACACAUCGUUUCUGAUCAGUGUGAUUGACGCCAUUAGAUACAGGUCACUGUUCCACGAGCUUGUACAGAAGUCUGUUUUGGAGGUCCUGAACUGUUUGUUCGGCCGUUACAGUCUGGACGUGGUUGGAGUCGCGAUGUUCUGUCUGAUCGCGGCCUUCCAGAAUGAAUAUCUCCUGUCUCUUCUGUCAGAGCGGACCUUUCUGGAGGAAGUGAGAAGCGCCGUGUCACGAUUAUCUGGUGUUCUACAGACUGACACACCAGCAAUACGAGAACUUCAGAGCAUGGUGUCUAACAUUACUUCCAUAGAAUGAUGCCAUUGUCAGAUUAACGCACACACCCCUCACCCCUUCAUGGUGGAAAUUUGCAAUACAGUGGCUCUGAAAUCAAAACGCAAACAACGGAACUUGUACCAGAGAUAUAUAGGAUCUCCAUAGGGUUUUAUUGCCAUCUAUACAGAGGUAGUCAUGGUGAGAUUGCAACAGAGCUCUGAAUGUAAAACUUUUUAAUUACAAAAAAUGUAGGCCUGUUUAUAUUGAAAGAAAGGUUUUUCACCAAGAGGAGUGUUAAUAUUUCUCAAUUAAUAUCCGAGUGGAUAUAUAUUCCAUACAGCCAUACAGGGUUCUACAUAGCCAUGUUUAACUGUAGAGAUGUCAAAGUUCUACAUAUGUUAAAUGUAGAUGUUUGACAGAUCUAUACAUAGCCAUGUUUAACUAAGUGUUUGGAGUUCUACAUAAUAAUUUUUAUCUGUAAAUGUUUCACAGUUCCACGUAAUUGUGUAUCAGUAUGUGUACAUAUAUCCAUAUUUGAUUGCUAGGACAUGUAUUUUAAUUUUUCAGAUAGCCAUGGUUUCUGUUAAAGGUUUAGAGUAAUUAGCCACAAUGCUAAGUUUUCUAGAUUUUGUACAAAAACUUUUUUAUCAUAACAGACUACACUGCACUGUAUGCAUCUUCGCUAGCCAAAGGUUUUUGGUCCACUAUGCUGUUUAUGGGGAGUGGAGUGGACCGAAAACCCUUGGCUAUAGCGAAGAUUAACUACAUGCAGAAAAUCAUGUUUUGGUUUUUUUUUUUUUUUAUAUCAAGUAGAACAAAUUAUCAAGUCAUACAGACUAAAGAAAAAUCCCAGGGCUCAUUUUUCAUUAGUUUUAAGUGCUUAUCAUUCUUUCCAUCUUUAAGGGGGGGGGGAGAGAGAGAGAGUGGUGUUUUAUACAGCACACCUCAUAACUGGAAGGGAGCUUCCUCCAUAGUUGAAUGUUUAACUCAUCCUUAAUUGACAGGAGACUCCUCCUUAGUUGACAGACAGCUUCUCCUUUAUCUAAUGGACUCCUAAAUUGACUGGAGGUUCCUUCUUAAUUGAAUGGAAACCUCCAUCUUGAUAAAUGUGAGCUUCCUCCUUAAUUGAAUGAGAGCUCAUUUCUGAUGAGAAUUUAGAAAUCCUGAAGUGGAAGGUUUAAGGGAGAAGGAUUCAUAAACUGAUAGAGCUUACUUACCAAUAUCCUUUAUAUAAUUCACAAUAAAAAUGUUCAAUCCAUAGGAUGGUUUCACUUAAGGUUAUCUGUUUCAAACUCUAUAUCUAUAUGCUAUGUGUAUUUUUUGUAGAUGUCAUGCAAUUCAUUGUUCAACAUAUCGUAUCGGGUUUAGUGUGGGAGUAGAACGAUUUUGUUUAACACCAACAAAACAACACACACACACACACACACACACACACACCCUCUGCUUUUCUGGUGUGUGGCAUUGCAUAUGAGGGUAUGAUAAAUCACUGGUGCUUAUUUUCCGUUUUUCCUUACUGGUUUGCAAUGCUUCUAUAUUUUUGUAGAUGAUCAGUAUAUUCUCUGAUUUUGUUGUGUGUUAAUGUGAAUGCUUCUUGCUGUUCACUGGUGCUAACUGUGUAAGGGCUGUCCCCUCUUAAUACGGAGUUUUUAUACAUUAAAAACAUAUAAUAUUCGAGAUUUAGCUCUCUGUUUAUAAAUCUAAUACAAUAAAAUACAUGUAGUUUUUGUUGGCAUUUAUGCAGGUAACCAUGGUAACUCAUGCUGACUGUUGAUGAAUGUUUUGUUGAAUUUUAUCAAGUUUGCACAAAUUUUAAUUGUGCUGACAUGUUUUUUCAUUUAGAAUGUUGUUUUUAAGAAAUUUGUUAUAUUUAAUGCUGGUUGAGAUUUUGUAAUAUAUUCUAUGUGUUAUAUUGUUAUUUAUCAUUUGUGUAACAAAUGCACACAUCCCAAACCAUAACUGUUUAAGAUUUGUACAUUCUGUUUGCCAUUCUACGCAACGAAGUGUUUUUAGCUCACCUGAGCUAAAAGCUCAAGUGAGCUUUUCUGAUCACCCGUAUUCCGGAGUCCGUCCGUCUGUAAACUUUUAACAUUUUUAACUUCUUCUCAAAAACCACUGGGCCAAUUUCAACCAAAGUUGGCACAAAGCAUCGUUAGGUAAAGGGAAUUCUAAAUUGUUAAAAUAAAGGGCCAGGCCACCUUCCAAGGGGAGAUAAUCAAGAAAAGGUAAAAAUAGGGUAGGAUCAUUAAAAAAUCUUCUUCUCAAGAACCACUGGGCUAGAAAAGAUGAAAUUUAUAGAUAAGCUUUAUUAGGUAGUGUAGAUUCUAAAUUGUUAAAAUCUUGGCCCCCGGGGGUCAGAUGGGGCCACAAUAGGGGAUCAAAGUUUUACAUACAAAUAUAUAGGAAAAAUCUUUUAAAAUCAUCUUCUCAAGAACCACUGAGCCAGAAAAGCUGAGAUUUAUAUGAGAGCUUCCUGAUAUAGUGCAGAUUCUAAAUUGUUUUAAAAAUCAUGGCCCCCGGGGGUCGGAUGGGGCCACAAUAGGGGAUCAAAGUUUUAUAUAUCUUCUUCUCAAGAACCACUGUGCCAGAAAAGCUGAGAUUUACAUGAAAGCUUCCUGAUAUAGUACAGAUUCUAAAUUGUUAAAAUCAUGGCCCCUGGGGGUCAGAUGGGGCCACAAUAGGGGAUCAAAGUUUUACAUACAAAUAUAUAGGAAAAAUCUUUAAAAAUCUUCUUCUCAAGAACCACUGAGCCAGAAAAGCUGAGAUUUAUAUGAAAGCUUUUUGAUAUAGUGCAGAUUCUAAAUUGUUAAAAUCAUGGCCCCCGGGGGUCGGAUGGGGCCACAAUAGGGGAUCAAAGUUUUACAUACAAAUAUAUGGGAAAAAUCUUUAAAAAUCUUCUUCUCAAGAACCACUGUGCCACAAAAGCUGAGAUUUAUAUGAAAGCUUCCUGAUAUAGUACAGAUUCUAAAUUGUUAAAAUCAUGGCCCCUGGGGGUCGGAUGGGGCCACAAUAGGGGAUCAAUGUUUUACAUACAAAUAUAUAGGAAAAAUCUUUAAAAAUCUUCUUCUCAAGAACCACUGAGCCAGAAAAGCUGAGAUUUAUAUGAAAGCUUCCUGAUAUAGUACAGAUUCUAAAUUGUUAAAAUCCUGGCCCCCAGGGGUCGGAUGGGGCCAUAAUAUGGGGAUCAAAGUUUUACAUACAAAUAUAUAGGAAAAAUCUUCAUCUCAAGAACCACUGAGCCAGAAAAGCUGAUAUUCACAUGAACAGCUUCCUAACAUAGAGCAGAGUUAAGUUUGUUCAAAUCAUGGCCCCCUGUUAUAGGAUGGGGCCACAAUAGGGGAUCAAAGUUUUACAUACAAAUAUAUAGGAAUUUUUAAAAAAAAAAAAAUCUUCUUCUCAAGAACCACUGAGCCAGAAAAGCUGAUAUUUACAUGAAAGUUUUCUGAUAUAGUGCAGAUUCAAGUUUGUUCAAAUCAUGGCCCCUGGGGGUAGAAUGGGGCCACAAGGGGGAUCAAAGUUUUACAUACAAAUAUAUAGGAAAAAUCUUCAAAUAUCUUCUUCUCGUGAACCAUUGGGCCAAAGAAGUUCACAUUUACAUGAAAGCUUUCUGACAUAGUGUAGAUUCAAGUUUGCAAAAACUAUGGCCUCCAAGGGUAGGUUGGGGCCAUAAUAAGGACUACAGUUUUACAUGCAAAUAUAUAUAGAAAGUCUUUGAUAUGGACUCAGGUGAGCGAUGUGGCCCAUGGGCCUCUUGUUUAUUUUGUGUUCGUGAUGAAUACACUCUGAUCAAUUGGUUGAUUUAUGAUUGUAUGUAAUUAUUUAUUUGAUACAUUCCUUUUCAUCCUUUUUAUCUCCCCUUCCCCAUGUCACAGAUUCACUUAUUUGUCUCUGUAGCAAAAGAAGCUUUGACAUGUUGACAUACUUAUAACUUUGACGUGUUGACAUGAUUAUAACUUUGACAUAUUGACAUGCUCAUAACUUUAACAUGUUGACAUGUUUAUAACUUUGACAUGUUGACAUGCUUAUAACUUUAACAUGUUGACAUGCUUAUAACUUUAACAUGUUGACAUGCUUAUAACUUUGACAUGUUGACAUGCGUAUAACUUUGACAUGCUGAUAGCUUUAACUGUGUUUUACGGUAUAAUGAAGUUUGGUUAUAAUGAACUGUUUUUGCAGGAUAUAGAGGUUCCUUAUAACCAUGUUUUACUGUAUAACAAAGUUUGGUUAUAAUGAACUGUUUUGUCCUAGUUCUGGAGGUUCGCUAUAGCCGUGUUUUACUAUAUUACGAUGUUUGGUUAUAAUGAACUGUUUUUCCUGGCCCUGGGGUUCACUAUAGCCGUGUUUUACUGUAUAAUGAAGUUUACUUAUAAUGAACUGUUUUUCCUGGCCCUGGGAGUUCACUAUAGCCGUGUUUUACUGUAUAAUGAAGUUUACUUGUAAUGAACUGUUUUUCCUGGCCCUGGGGGUUCACUAUAGCCGUGUUUUACUGUAUAAUGAAGUUUACUUAUAAUGAACUGUUUUUCCUGGCUUUGGGGGUUCACUAUAGCCGUGUUUUACUGUAUAAUGAAGUUUACUUAUAAUGAACUGUUUUUCCUGGGGCUGGGGGUUCACUAUAGCCGUGUUUUACUGUAUAAUGAAGUUUACUUAUAAUGAACUGUUUUUCCUGGGGCUGGGGGUUCACUAUAGCCGUGUUUUACUGUAUGUAUUGUUUACUGUUGAUUGAGAGAUAGAAAGUUUUACUUAGAAUCAGUGCAAUAACUUUAUAGCUAGUUCUGAAUUAGAAACGUUCAAAUUUUAGAACAACUACAUAGUAUUGGUAUUCUUACAUCUAUUUUGAUACAUGUAUAUGUGUUUUUUGCCUACAAAAUUCUGAUAUUUUGAACUAGUUUAUUAAUAGGGUGUUUAAUGCUCACAAUUGUAAGUUUUGAUUUUCUCUGAACUUAGCUUUGAAAUAUGAAAAUAUGCGAAUAAAAUUUUUGUACCUCAA
Molecule: messenger RNA, 7908 nt
Organism: Ostrea edulis (European flat oyster)
Lineage: Eukaryota; Metazoa; Mollusca; Bivalvia; Ostreida; Ostreidae
Exons: 13
Coding region: 78-2966 (962 amino acids)
Source: RefSeq, a predicted model, not a curated record